CGUGCAGCUUCUGCACUCUUUAGUGUGCCACACGUUUGUUGCGACUAUGUGCAGACCCGCUUGGUGUCAACAAAGAGGCGUCGCAGGGUGUAGAUUUGAGUGACAGCGACGGUGAGCAUGACGAGCAGGUUGAGGCAGGACCAGAAGGACACGCGCCACAGGUUGUCCUCCAGAAGGUAGCGGUCACGCGCCUCUAAGACCCGCAGCACAGCCAGGAUCUGACGGCUCCUCUUCAGGUGCUGGUACAUGGAGUCCAUGCUCUCCUGGAAGAGGAUGAACAGCAAACAGGAGGAGAUGGAAAGAGAUACAGAGAGAGCACUGCAGGUAUGUCCACGAGUGGAUAUCCUCCUGUGUUUGUGGUGGACGCCUAUGCCACCCGGCCUCCAUUGCCGCCUAAGCUGAGCCAGAGACGACGGCAUGCCGGGGCGACUCAGAUCCUGCUGAUCCUGCUGGUGAGCAUGGCGUUGUGUGGCAUGGCCAUAGAAGCCUGCUUCAUCUAUCAUCUCUAUCAAACUGAUAAUGCCGACUCAGCAUCGUCCUCUAAGCUCAUUGCAGGUCAAGAAGUUACUUCUCCCACUGAAAUUCACAGUCUUGUUCUUCCUCCUUCCAAACCGGUUGCACAUCUGACAGGUGGACAAGAUGUGGUUCAUGGAAAGGAAAUCAUGGCAUGGAGCAUGGAUGCAGAGCCUCUCCUCUAUGAAAUGGACUACAAAAACAGAUGUAUCGUCAUUCAGAAGGAGGGGUAUUACUAUGUCUAUUCCAAGGUUUAUUUCUUAGACUUUGAUGGAUUCCACCACUCUGUUAAUCGGAAAACUGAUCGGUACGUUGGGAAAAGUAUUCCCCUCCUGAUGUCCAAAAGAUACACAGAGAUGUCCAGGGAAAAGCGAUCCAACAGUUACAUCGGGGGAGUGUUUCACCUCACAGUAGGUGAUGCCAUUUUUGUAGAAGUGAGCAAUACCACAAAAAUUGUGCGAAACAAACCCUUUGAGAACGUCUUCGGUAUAUUUAUGAUAUAAAUAUCACAUUGAUAUUUCACCAGGAAUCUGAACAUUUGCAAAAAAAAGUAAAUAAAAGAAAGAAAAAUCUCUAUAUAUAUGUAUAUAUGAUAGAAUCCUUUCGAGGAUUAAUGAUUCUCUUAGUAAAGAAAAAGUAGGUCGAUAACCAGAACGAUGUGAAAACCUCUUCGUGCCUCUUUGAGUGUAAGGAGGGUCCGGACCGUGCUGGUUUUCUUAUUGGGGUUUUACAGUCUUUAAUGCUAAAGUAUGAUUCACAGUAUAUGUCCUAUUUCCUGUUUAUUUGCUUAUUUUGUACUUAUUUUAAACGUAAUUGUCUGAAUGUUACAAAACGACUCGUCAUAGAUGGAUUUUAUUUUUUAAAACAACAACUUUCAUAUAUUCUAUUUAAUUGUUACUCGUCACUUUACUCUCUUUGUUUGUAACAAUGUAAAUUUCCCCGUCGUGGGACAAAUAAAGGAUUUCUGAUUCUGAUUCUGAUAUUGUCUUACCUUCAUAUUGUGUGUGUCAUAUCCAGGCUUAAAAACAUACAAACUGUCUCCUCACACAUUUAUUUUCAUUCUUGCUGUAACAAACACGGCACACUAAUAUGUUUUGCUCCAGUGGUAAAAUGAAUGAUAUUAUAUGAUUCUGCCAUAUUUAUGUACAACAAUGUAUACAAACUAUUGAAAUAAACAGAUAGUGAUUUAAAA
Messenger RNA from Cottoperca gobio, 1705 nucleotides. RefSeq names its product TNF superfamily member 14 (gene tnfsf14a). The transcript has 5 exons. Bases 327 to 1016 code for a protein of 229 amino acids. Gene Ontology annotation, molecular function: tumor necrosis factor receptor binding. Gene Ontology annotation, biological process: immune response. The record is from RefSeq and is a predicted model, not a curated record. Gene Ontology annotation, cellular component: membrane. Lineage: Eukaryota; Metazoa; Chordata; Actinopteri; Perciformes; Bovichtidae.